ACAUUGGUUCUUUGACAUAAGCAUUAGCAUUUUAUCAUUUAAGUACGUGGUUAAAAGUCGUAAUAAAUAAUAAUAGCACACGCUAGAGAAAAAAAAAAAAUUAAAAUAAUCGAAGUGUGAAGUUUUUGGAAAUAGUAAUGUUUACAAUUUUAUUACUACUGCUAUUUGUCAAUUUGUCGUGUUCUUUAGAGAACAGCGAAAAAUAUAAUUCUACAGAUGGUAUAUUGUGUCGUUUUUGCGGUAGUCACCUUUUAAGUUCGGACAAAAUUACUUCUAAACACAGUCCAACGGCUUUGUACACAUUCAAUGAUACAUUAUUUAAUAGAAAUGAAGUAUUAGUGCAGCUAUUAUCGAAAGACGGUUUUUUGCAAAUUCCUGUGAUAACGUCGAGUCAAAGUACUUGCGUUGGACAAGAAGAGUGGGAAGAGAAAGAAAUAUGGUUUCCAGGAUAUACUUGGAAACCAUGUUUCUGUCCUGAAUGUGGGAUUUUAAUUGGCUGGAUGUUUGAACAUCAUAACCCAAAAAUAGUUGAAGCUCAUGACCAAUUCUUUGGCCUUAUAUUGGGCAAUCUGAUUAGUGAAAAUUUUACAAAUUCCCUCAUUAAAUACCCAAACAGUUUUUUAUAAAUAUGGAUGUCAAAGAUUUAUGCGAUGAAGAUAGAGAGUUCUUAGAAAAAUGUGAAGAAGAAUUUAAAGACAGGUUUACUGAAAAAGAUGAGGAAUUCAUGAAAGUCUUCAGCAAAGAACCAUCUACACCACCAAUAUUGGAGAAA
Vanessa atalanta (red admiral) is the source of this 772-nucleotide messenger RNA. RefSeq lists its product as uncharacterized. The record is from RefSeq and is a predicted model, not a curated record. The coding region runs from base 138 to 626 and encodes 162 amino acids. The transcript has 4 exons. Lineage: Eukaryota; Metazoa; Arthropoda; Insecta; Lepidoptera; Nymphalidae.